This is a messenger RNA of Penicillium cinerascens, 1304 nucleotides long. RefSeq names its product putative chitin biosynthesis protein (Chs5). Gene Ontology annotation, cellular component: trans-Golgi network; exomer complex. The record is from RefSeq and is a predicted model, not a curated record. The coding region runs from base 51 to 1304 and encodes 417 amino acids. NCBI's taxonomy places the organism in Eukaryota, Fungi, Ascomycota, Eurotiomycetes, Eurotiales, Aspergillaceae. The transcript is spliced from 2 exons. Gene Ontology annotation, molecular function: protein dimerization activity. Gene Ontology annotation, biological process: conjugation with cellular fusion; Golgi to plasma membrane transport.
CCAUCUCCAUCUACCACCCAACCCUCACAAUCUCCUAAACUCCUUCCACCAUGCUGGUCUCCUUGACAGUCGGCAAGGUAGAUGCCGGCGUCGCCGUGCUCCUUACCCAGGACAACCGCCUUAUCGAAUUUCCUUCAGUCCUCCUCCCGAACAACAUCUCAUCCGGCAGCAUCGUCGACAUCACCGUUGCGCGCAACCACGCAGCUGAGACCGCCAACACAUCUGCCUUCCAGUCCCUCCAGAAGCGCAUCUUGAAUACCUACGGUGUGAAGACCCCGUCGCCGCCUGUUCUCCGCCUGCGCAACGCUACUCAGACCUCACUCGUCCUCGAGUGGGACCCAAUCGACCUGGCAACCGCGUCCUUGAAAUCACUCUCACUCUACCGCAAUGGCUCCAAGGCUGGCUCGAUACCCCGUCCCCUGGAGACACGCAGCACUAAGAUUUCCGGCCUGGCGAUACACUCCGAGUACACUUUCCACCUCGUCUUGCGCACAACCGCUGGUACCUACCAGUCGGAGAAGCUGACUUGUCGGACACACAAAAUGACCGACCUGUCCGGUAUUACCGUCACCCCUGGAGUUCUCGAUCCGCAGCGCAAGGAAGCUUUAGGAACCGCUCUGGACCGCAUUGGCGGCAAGAUGAUUGACUCGGUCCGGAUUGACACUACACACUUUGUUUGCACCGAGGGUCGGGGCCCUUUGUGGGAGAAGGCUGUGGAAAUGAACAUUCCCGUUGUCGUUCCAGAGUGGGUAGACGCGUGCGAGUCUGAGGGCACGAUUGUCGGCGUGCGCGGCUACUAUCUCGGUGCGGACCCCAAGGCCCGCCAUCUCAGCACGAUCCACGGCGCUUCCCACCAAAGGACCACCUCCACCCUAUCUACUGCAACACUCGCCAACCAGAGCCGACCUAGUGAACAACUCCAGUCUCCUCGGCGGGAAGACCAGAUUCCUGAAGAACCGCCUCUGACGCCUUUCCCUGGGGGCGAGACAAGCGGUCAACCGCAAGCACAGACACAGGAGGUUGGAUCGGAAGAUGAAGACGAGGCGCCCCCUCCACCGCCACCCAAGGACGAGUCUGACAAGGAAGAGGCACCCGUUUGGACAAAUGGCGACUCGGAGCCUGUACCUGGAUCAGAAGAGAAAGCGGGUGAACCAGAAGAAGCUUCAGAGAGCAAAGAAGACGAAAGCAAGGAGACUACAUUCCCGCAGCACAUGCCCGAAGGGGACACUUCAUCGACAGAUACUCAAAGCUCCAAGAGCAAAGGCAAAGAGGGCGAAGGCGACUUCAACGAAGUUCCCCUCUAG